GAGGAGGAACGUCAGAAACUUAUAUUGGAAGCCGCAGCAGAGGCUGAAAGAGAAAAACGAAGAGAGGAGCAAGAAGCACUGGAUGUGAUACAGGCAAAGCAAGAGCAAGAAAAAGCAACAGAAGGAACAGUCCAGCAGCUGGAACCAAAUCAGACACAACCAUUGCAGCAACAACGACAAGCCGAAGAAAUCGCACAAUCCUCAAGAAAGAUCGAGCCCCAAAUUAGUUCUGGAGACGUCGGACACAAAGAGAUUGCCAUCCCCUAUGAGAUACUUGACGCGAUCUACCAACAAACGUUGGAGUCGAGACUGGCGCUAAUCAAACCAUUACCGGAAAUUCCCAAUGAAACGGAAGAGAACGUGCUCACCUACUUUGAUAUCAGGGAAAUUCAUCCCCUUGAAAUCGAUAUGGACGCUGAUUUUAGUAUGGUAGGUUGGCCAGUGCGAAAGAAAAUGGCGAUUCACUAG
Molecule: messenger RNA, 468 nt
Organism: Echinostoma caproni
Lineage: Eukaryota; Metazoa; Platyhelminthes; Trematoda; Plagiorchiida; Echinostomatidae
Source: the annotation of a GenBank genome assembly